Molecule: messenger RNA, 1254 nt
Organism: Theobroma umbraticum
Lineage: Eukaryota; Viridiplantae; Streptophyta; Magnoliopsida; Malvales; Malvaceae
Product: protein-L-isoaspartate O-methyltransferase 1-like
Biological process (GO): protein modification process
Cellular component (GO): cytoplasm
Molecular function (GO): protein-L-isoaspartate (D-aspartate) O-methyltransferase activity
Source: RefSeq, a predicted model, not a curated record
AUGGAGAGCGAGAGAACGGGCGAGAAGCAAAGAAAAAUGGAAUAAACAAAAAAUAAAAAACAAAAUCGUAAAAGGGGAAAGAUGCAAAAAUGAUGAAUCUAUCCACGGUAAUAGCGUAUGGAUGCCGCUAUUGUACGCCCCCAAUAAAGCAACUCUUAAACUGCACAACCCUCCUUCAUCUUCCUCACCAUCACCAUCUUCGUCUUCAACGACGCUCCCCUUCUUCCAUCUUGUAUUCUUCUUUUAACAAUCUUAAGCUAGCUAACUUCAGUCUUCUCCUCACGGGUAACUCUCUCUUCUUCAGGAUGGAGCGCUUCUGGAGUGGAAAUGGGAUCAAUAAAAACAAACAAAUGGUGGAGCAUUUGCAGCAUUAUGGAGUGAUUUCAUCCAAGAAGGUUGCUGAAGUAAUGGAGACAGUUGAUAGGGCAUUUUUUGUUCCAGAUGGGACCCCACCUUAUGUUGAUAGUCCCAUGGCAAUAGGUUACAAUGCCACCAUUUCUGCACCUCAUAUGCAUGCUACCUGCCUUCAGUUAUUGGAGGAAAAUUUGCAGCCUGGCAUGCGCGCUUUAGAUGUUGGCUCAGGAACUGGGUACUUGACUGCUUGCUUUGCGGUAAUGGUUGGACGACAAGGUCGUGCUGUUGGUGUGGAACAUAUUCCUGAAUUGGUUGCUUCUUCCAUAGAAAAUAUUAAAAAAAGUGCUGCAGCUCCAUUAUUAAAAGAAGGCUCUCUUUCAGUGCAUGCUGGGGAUGGACGACAAGGCUGGCCAGAAUGUGCACCCUAUGAUGCUAUACAUGUUGGGGCAGCAGCACCUGAAAUACCUCAGCCCCUCCUUGACCAAUUGAAGCCUGGUGGCAGAAUGGUGAUUCCUGUAGGAAAUGUAUUCCAAGAUUUGAAAGUAGUGGACAAAAAUUUGGAUGGUUCAAUUAGCAUUCGUGGUGAGACUUCUGUCCGUUAUGUUCCUUUGACCAGCCGUGAUGCUCAGUUGAGGGGUUAUUGAGUUUGAAAAUGUAUCUCUUACUUGGGUUAUUUGAAAGUCGAUCAUUGUAUAGAAGGGUUGGUCGUUCUUGAAUCCAGUGUCUUACAGACUAUCAUCGUUAAAUAUUUCGUUUUCCAGACCUGCGCCUCUGUAUAGAUGGUUUGUGUUUGGACUUGAAUAAUAAGUAAAUGCAAGGUCCAGUUAACGUAAUCCGUGUCCAGGAAGCAGUCAGUAGCUGAUUCUAGAGAGAUGAAAAUUGGUUACAUGAUUUUUUUCA